GGAGGAAGGUAAAUACACAAGAGGCGCUAACGAACACACAGCGGCUGUCUUCACGCGGUUACCGGGGGGGACGUUGGACACUGAGGCAGCUUAAGCCGCGCUACGGUCGGAGAGGGCGGAGCGGAGGGACCGGUGGCUCGGCGACAGCAGCGGCAGGUCGGCGUUCUCUUCUCAGGUGGUCUGAUUGAGUUUGCCUCAUCCUUGUGUUGCCAUGGCGAUGCGGGAGUUGGUGGAGGCAGAAUGUGGGGGAGCCAAUCCCCUCAUGAAGUUGACCGGUCACAUGACCAAGGAAGGGGGGGCAUGGCGGCACCGCUCGACACCUACAAUUGCCCCGUCUCCCAUUGAAAUUGCAACUGAAGAAGAGUUGGUGAAUGAGUUCCUUCAGGCGCCCCCCCGACCCCCACACACAUUUGACAUGGGUCAGCUGUUGGAGGAAAUGCAGCAGAUUGACCAGCAGAGCUACAGACAAGCUCCACAGAGAGCUCCAGAUGUGGCAGCGUUGGCCCUCUCUGGUGAUUGGACUGGCGAGUUCCUCUCCGGUCCUGACUCUGCCUCCGCUCCGGGGAUCAUCGCUCUCGGUGAUGCAGCAGAUGCUGAUUGGACGAAAGAAUUUAUUGCUGAGGCGGCAGAUCCUGGACGCUGGGCGGAGGAGUAUCUGGAACAGUCAGAGGAGAAGUUGUGGCUGGGUGACCUGGGAGACCAGGAGAAGGAAUGGACAACAGAGUACCAAGCAGGGGAGGAGCUGAAGCAGACAGCCAAUGAGCUGGUCUCAAAAGUUGAUGACCCCAAGUUGCAAAACACUGAGUUCCUGCGAUUCAUUAGGCAGAUUGGCGAGGGCAGUGUGACAGUGGAGAGCAAGACAGACAAACGGCUCAAAGAUAAAGCUCAGGCCCAGGAGGCUCAGAACUGGGCCUCCAACCUCAACCAGUUCCUGACAGAGACGGGGGGAGGGAGUCUUGCCCUGGAAGCCCCAGAGAGGAGUAAGAAGAUUGAGAAAGUUAAAGCUAAACAAGCAGAGCAGUGGGCCAAGGUCAUCAGGCAGGUGUCGCAGGACUCGGCUGAAGCCUGGGUGGAUGAGUUUGCCACGUCAGGACCGGAUUUCCAACAUACUAAAGCUGCAGUGGAGAGUGAUGUGGAUUUCUGGGAGAAGUUGCAGCAGGAGUGGGAGGAGAUGGCUAAGAGGGACGCAGAGAGCCACCCCUGGCUGUCUGACUUCGACCAGCUACUCAGCACUUCUUAUGACAAGGGGUAUCAGUUUGAAGAGGACAACCCCUAUUUAUCCAACCCUGACCCUUUGUCAGAGGGAGUGAAGAGGAUAGAGGCGGGGGACAUUCCUGGUGCUGUGCGCUUAUUUGAAAGUGCUGUCCAGAAAGAACCAGAUAACCAGCUGGCGUGGCAAUAUCUGGGAUCCUGUCAGGCAGAGAAUGAGCAGGAAUUUGCCGCCAUCAGCGCCCUCCGCAGAUGUAUAGAGCUGAAGAAAGAAAACCUGACGGCUCUGAUGGCGUUGGCUGUCAGUUUCACUAACGAAUCGCUGCACAGGCAGGCCUGUGAGACUCUUCGUGAUUGGCUAAAGCACAACCCUAAAUACCACUCCGUGUGGGAGCAGAAUGAGGGUGAACACCGGCAGGAAGGUGCCGGACAAAGGGAGAAAGAGAGGGAGCGCUUCGGCUCACUGCUGCCAGAGUCUUUGUUUUCUGAUGUUCAGUCCCUCUUCCUGCAAGCGGCCAACUCUGACCCCGCCCAGGUGGACCCCCAGCUGCAGUGUGGCCUGGGAGUUCUCUUCAACCUCAGCGGGGAGUACGACAAGGCGGUGGACUGUUUCAGCGCCGCUCUGUCCGUCACACCACAGGACUACCUGCUGUGGAAUAAGUUGGGGGCCACACUCGCCAACGGCAGCCGCUCAGAGGAGGCUGUGGCCGCCUACAGGAGAGCUCUGGAGCUGCAGCCCGGUUUCAUACGCAGCCGCUACAACUUGGGAAUCAGCUGCGUGAACUUAGGGGCACACAGAGAGGCGGUGGAACACUUCCUUGAAGCUCUCUCUCUACAGCGGCAGGCCUCCGGGGACGGAGCGAGAGCGGCCAGGGGACCGGGAGGUGCCGCGGCCACCAUGAUGUCUGACAACAUCUGGUCCACCUUGCGCAUGGCUCUCAGCAUGAUGGGAGAGAGCCCGCUGUACGCUGCAGCAGACCAUCGGGACUUGGACACGUUGCUGGCUCACUUCUCCCAGAGAGAGGUGGACGGUGGGACAGAAUGAGGACCAGCCGGGGGGGGGCUCAUCGAGUGCGAGUGUGAUUUGCUGGGAGGUAAAUGUCUGGGUGACGAAAUGAAGAGAAGAGGAUUCAAAGCGGUAACGGUUACAGAGAAACAGACGAGGAAGACACUGUGAAUCAUCCACCAUCCGAGAGGCAUCAUCUUGUGGUUCUGAGCGCUCGAAGGACUUCCCUCAAACAUUGCAGUAUUAGUCUCUCCCUGGAAGACGCAGCCAGCAGCAAUACAGUCACGUCACUGUAUUUGAGAUGUUUGACAGUCCUCAUACUUCAUCUUCCUCUGUUGCUCUGCAGAACUGGGUUACAUGUCACUUUUGUUGUUGAUAUGAAAUUUGUAUUCGAUGAAGAAAGUAAAUAAUUAAGAAUGAUGAUGAACUCAAUGAGGACAAUUUAUUACGCUCAACACUCUCACCGUUUUUCUUCAGUGCAGGUUGCAGGUUGAACCGUAUGCUCACUACGGUGAUGUAGAUUGAAGGUACAAUAUUAAAAAGAGUGCAGCUUUUUUAAUCAAAAGUGCUCCCAAGAGAAGUAUUGGGCCGGUCCAGAGUACAAACACUAAUCAUACUUGCAGCAGCUUGUUUUCUUUUCUUUAUUUUAUACAUUAUUUAAUUUUGUAUAGUGAUCAAUUAUCAACCAGGAAAAUGAACAGAUGGACUGUUACUGUUAUGGUAAGAGGUGUGUGUGUGCGUAUGUGCGUGCAUGCGUGUGUGUGUGUGAGGCAGGGAUCAGAUGGGGGAUUUGAUUGUGCAUCGCGCUGAUAAUAAGAUCAUAUAAUUGUCCUAUCAUUGAGGACGAUUUCUCUGGGCUCCUCCCUUCUCUUGCUCUUUUUCAUAUCGCUCUUGUAAAACAAUUUGCUUCAUUGUGAAAUAAUGCUAUAUUGCGUAUUUUAACAUAAUUGUUGCACUAUAAUUGUGUUCAGGCUAGUUGUAUCCUGACUGCAAUGUUUAAUAUAAUACUCAGCAAUAAAGCUUUGAUUCAAAUCA
Molecule: messenger RNA, 3250 nt
Organism: Pseudoliparis swirei
Lineage: Eukaryota; Metazoa; Chordata; Actinopteri; Perciformes; Liparidae
Gene: pex5
Product: peroxisomal biogenesis factor 5
Exons: 17
Coding region: 212-2254 (680 amino acids)
Biological process (GO): protein import into peroxisome matrix, docking
Cellular component (GO): peroxisomal membrane; cytosol
Molecular function (GO): protein binding
Source: RefSeq, a predicted model, not a curated record